Molecule: messenger RNA, 2287 nt
Organism: Pseudonaja textilis
Lineage: Eukaryota; Metazoa; Chordata; Lepidosauria; Squamata; Elapidae
Gene: DNAJC14
Product: DnaJ heat shock protein family (Hsp40) member C14
Molecular function (GO): dopamine receptor binding
Source: RefSeq, a predicted model, not a curated record
GCGAGGCGGACGGAAGGCGGAAGCGGAGGCUUGCCCGAGAGGGAGUGAGGGGGCAGUCAGAUGGAGGAAGAGGAGUGGCGGCGGAACCCCCCUUUUUGUUGCUAGGUAACAGGAGCAGGAUGGCUACAAGAUGGCUAUAACUUAACCUUCAUCGAAGCCCCAGUAAUUCCGGAGCACGAAAACACCAUGGAACACCUCAGGCCUGGGACUGGAGCUUGGGGUAAUCCCCAGCUAGAGUUUCCUGAUUUGGGCAAGACUCUUCUGAGCCCUUGCAGCCCUUGUGAUGCAGGAUGCAGGAAGCAAAAUGUUCACUCCAAAAAAGUAUUGCUGUUGCAAAGCAUCUCCUGGCUAAGAAGAGCGCUUGAGUCUUCGGAGGGCUGAGGUUUUAAGUCAGGAGAAAGGUGCGAUGGAGACAAAAAUGCUUUGGAAUGGCAGUUGCGAUCGCGAGAAUGGCAGCUUGCACUUUACUGACUAUAAAAGUCCCAGUAAUGAAACUGGCUCCUGUAACUGUCCGAGAGAGAUGUCGGAUCUCUCUGCAGCUUAUUCGGAGGAAGGGAAUGACUUAUGUGGCUUCAGUUGUCAGCACUGGCAUUCAGGAUUCAAGGAGAAGGACCCGUCUACGCUGCUGUUAGGCCAAGAAGCAGAGGUUGAAGAUGGCCUGGCUACAAAAAUCAAGGAAGAAAUCCCUGAUUGCACUCGGGCUCCUGGUGGAAGGAAAAUUGCCCGGCAACAAAGACAACGCUCUGCUCCUAAAGACAAAGGAGAUGGUCACUUUCUACCCUCUGGGGGGAAACACAGACAGACUAGGAAGAGGAGUGAUGGUGGGCAUCAUCACGUCCAAGCUGAGUUGCUGAAGCACCUGGAAAGUCUGGCCUCGUUCUGCGUUUCCUGUUUCAGACUGUUCAUCGGUGUAAUUGUACAGGUCACCCUCCGGUGUGGUGAGGGGGUGGAAGCUGGUGGGAAGAUGCUGUACUCUUGCUGCUGCUUCAGCCUGCAUGAUUUAAACACCAUUCAAACUGAAAUGCAGGCUUGGAUCCAGCGUGGAAGGAUAGGGUGUCGAAAAUUGACCCGACAACUAGCCUCAUGGUUGUCGCUAACUUACCGCCUGCUUAAGAUGCUGUGUGCUAUUCUCUUUCUGGUGCUUAUGCUUCUCCUGGGCAGUAUACGACUCUGCUGGAAGGUUUCCAAAUCAGUCCUACUCAAUAUUCUGAGUAGAAUGACUCAUACUAGCUACGGAGCCUGGCUUCUUGCAUCUAUUGAUUUUCCUCAAAUUGGGGUCCUCGUCAGAGAAUGCAGGAUUUGCAAAUGGAUGGCAAGUCUGCUGCUUAAGUGGCAUGCUGUCCUUUGGAUGCCCAAAGGAUUAAGGACCACCCAGUCAGGGAGCACUGCUCAGAAUGACUCCCCUGGUGGAUCUGGACCAUUCCAGCCUAGCGAAGAGGUGGCACGUUUGCUAGCUAUGGCCCAAACCCCUGAAGAAGAGCUCAAUCCUUUUCAGGUAUUGGGCUUAGAUGCAACAGCUUCCGAUGUUGAAUUGAAGAGAGCCUAUCGGCACUUGGCAGUACUGGUUCACCCAGACAAGAAUGAGCACCCUCAGGCAGAGGAGGCAUUCAAGGUACUGCGAGCAGCCUGGGAUAUUGUCAGCAAUCCAGAGAAGAGGAAAGAAUAUGAAAUAAAGCGCAUGGCAGAGACAGAGCUGACGAAGUCCAUGAAUGAUUUCCUUUCCAAGCUUCAGGAUGAUCUGAAGGAAGUCAUGAACACAAUGAAGUGUAACAAGUGCCAAGGGAAGCACAAGAGAUUUGAGAUGGAUCGUGACCCAUUGGAAGGCCGAUACUGUGCAGAAUGUAGUAAAUUUCAUGCAGCUGAGGAAGGUGACUUCUGGGCAGAAUCCAGCAUGCUGGGAUUGAAGAUCACAUACUUUGCCAUGAUGGAUGGGAAGGUUUAUGACAUCACAGAAUGGGCUGGCUGCCAGCGAGUAGGAAUCUCUCCAGAUACGCAUCGAGUUCCUUAUCACAUCUCUUUUGGAUCAAGAGGCUCUGGAGGACGUCAGAGAGCUGCUUCAGACAGUAGCCCGGCUUCUGCUGCAGAACUCCAGGACUUCUUCAACCGUAUCUUCCAAGGGAAUCCCGGGCAGAUGCCAAACGGGAACUUUUUUGGCACCCCCCAAGCCCCAGCCCCUGGGAAUGCGUCGACGCCUCCUGCCUCUUCUUCAAAAGUCGACAGUAGCUUCCAGAAGGGCGAUUCGAAGCAGAAACGGCGGAAAAAAGUGCGACGCCCCUUUCAGCGCUAA